Messenger RNA from Desarmillaria tabescens, 1224 nucleotides. RefSeq lists its product as uncharacterized. The transcript is spliced from 5 exons. The coding region runs from base 1 to 1224 and encodes 407 amino acids. Lineage: Eukaryota; Fungi; Basidiomycota; Agaricomycetes; Agaricales; Physalacriaceae. The record is from RefSeq and is a predicted model, not a curated record.
AUGUCUAGAGGGAGCGUUCAUAAGGAUUGGCUGUUGGUCCCUCGGCUUCCUGAGGAGGUUGAUGAAGUCAAGCAACAUAUUGCUGAAAAUGUCAAGCAUGUUACCGACGAAAAUGAGCGGUAUAUCAGGAGUUACCACUCCGCUUUCAAAGAUGCAGACUUUGUCUUCGUCUACUGCAACCCGUCGAGUCUCAGCGAGUCUGUGUGGAUCGUUCACCCUGCAUUUGCACAAAGGAAUGCUUUCUUGCUGAACAGUCUUUCUGUCGCAGGUCGAGAGGUUCAUCCUUUCGAAUACAUCCCGCCGCCAUUGGGGGAUGGCACGCUGUCGAUAGGGCGCUCGAGUUACUAUCGUUACAUAGACGAUCCACUGCUGCGAAAUCUGAACGUUAACCCCCGUGUCCCACUCUCAGACGACGACAUCAGAGGAUAUUGGCCGAACAUGAUUGGAGUCCGAAUUCUCCUCGUACACCAGUCGACCGACCGUCUGGAGGUUACAACAUAUGGAUGGUCAAGCAAAAUAGGGGGAUUGCGCGCUCAAAUUGAGUACUCGACGACAUUCCAAUACUGCCAGCACAAAACAAAUUGGGUCGACUUGACUUCGGAUCCGAGGGCGAUUUGGACCAGACAAGACUCAUAUCAUAUCGGAUGCGAUAACGACCAGCACGCAUUCCUUCGUUUACGCACCACGCGGCGUGGUCACGUACUAUCCACUGACAAAUGUGCCGAUGCGAAAAAUACUAUUCGACUUAACACACGAGAUAUUUACAACGAUCAAAUUUUACGUCGCGUCGACAAGGGCGUCCCGUACACUAUGCGGUUGGCCAUCAGUAUCUUGGGCAUUGACUUGGUCGGCAAAAUAACCAAAUGCUAUGACUCACCUUCCUUAGUGUUUUUGUAUCCCUUUGGAUAUCGGCAUGAUUUAUCGCUCAUAACAGACGUAGCACUACCGCCAGUUACGGUUCCUCCAGGGCUGCCAAUCAUCACCGGCUUUGAGCCUAUAUUCGAUGCUGCACUUCGUCCUGGAUGUCCUCUUUUUACAGCAAGGUAUUGUUUAGAUGCGCAGGCGGUAGAACAACCGGUCCUGGUACAGGCGGUAGCCACACAGUAUACUUGGAAACCCGAACCUGGAGCCAGCGCCAUUUCUCGCUGUUUACUGUGGAGAUCAAAGCAACCAAAGCGAUACUACGGGUUCUGUGCUUUGCUUGGGCUCACCAGGAGACCAUGA